AUGGACUUCUGCCGGCCUUUGACGCGGGCGGAGAGCGAGGUCUUCGACAUUUGCUUCCCGCCGGAAUCGUCAUUGGAUUUGAGCAAGACUAGCGUGGCAGUGACCGCAGACCUGGGGGACGUGGACAGGGCCGUGGCCGUGUUCCGUGAGCACGGCUUCGUGGUGCUGCGGAACGCGCUCACGGCGGCGCAGGUGGCGGAGGUGCAGAAGGCGUGCAGCGGGUUGCAUGAGGAGAUCAAGAAGCAGGACCCCGAGGCCAGAGGCAACCGGGACCCGGGCAGGUACUCCUUGGGGUCAGUCACGCCUUCUGGCCAGUGCUGGCAUUUGAGGGGAUUUCUACAUCUCCUGGAGCAGCAGUUUGUGCACGCAGUCGCGGACGCGAUCUUCAAAGGGCCCGAAGUGGGCUCCCGAUAUGUGGUGAGCGGCGCAGGAGGCGACUACUGCACAGGCAGCACUGCGCAUUUCCAGAAGCUGCACAGCGACAUGCGGCCUGCCCAGCCACUGAAGGGCCAGGGGAAAGGCUACUUCCAGGAUGCCCCCAUCCAUAGCAAGGAGCAUCCGCCCUGCGUCGCAGUGAAUUACAUCAUUCAGGAGCUCACGCCCUGGAAUGGGGCGAUGCGGAUCGUGCCCUGGCGAUCCAUGCAGCAGUACUGCCAGGCGCGAAACCGGGUGGAACUUCCCGCGCCGGGCUUGGAGGAGGAGUACCGCCAUUGCAGAGACUGGCUGCAAUCCAAGAUCUUCCCUUUGCAAGCUGGCGAUUGCCUCAUCCGGGAUAUCCGGGUGUGGCAUGGCGGGUGCCCCAACUUGUCCGGCGAAGUCCGGUUUUUGCCCAGCAUGGAGCUCUGCUCCGGGGCUUACCACCGGCACCUGCAGGCCACUCACAAGACCAGCAAGCGCCUGGGGCGGUCGCUGCCUCGGGCUCUGCACCGGCAGCUCAGCUCCAACGUCCAGGCUCUCACGGCGCAUUUAGCAACCACUGGCAACCAGGAGGCUGAUGCGCACAUCGACGAUGUGCGAUGGCUCAGGAAAGACCUGGCGCAGGAGGGCCGCAACGACAACUACCUGAGCCUGCACAAUGUGAUCUCGGAGGAUGUGGAGGGCAUGGUGAAGCAUUUGCAGCGGUUGCAUCGCAUGAACGCUUGCAAUGCCUUGCUGGAAGAGCUCGGGGCCCGCAGCCCCCACCUGCACGCGAUGUUCCUGGAGUGGCGUCAGGAGCUGAGCGUGAAGGCUCUGAAGGCGCGCCUGGCGCAGCACGGCUUAGACGCCGGGACCUGCGUGGAGAAAGCGGAGCUGCAGGCGAUGUGGGAGCGCUUUGAGACCUGGCGGCGGAGACCAUUGUCUGAACUGCAGGACCAUUGUCAGAUUGAAGGCGGCUCGCGCUUUGAGACUGCCGAAGAGUGCGCCAGAUACUUGACAACGCCUCGGCAGCCUGCAGUGCGUGCGGCACGUGUGGCACCGCCCUCCGCACCGGCACCAGCAGUUCCUUCGGCGCCCGCGACGUGUUCGACGACCUCGCCCGGUGGGCCAGCGGCAGCAGUCGACCGGGAGCAGGAUGCGAAGAGCGAAGCUGGCCGUAUUCUGCCUCUGCGCCGGGAAUCCUUUAUGAACCCCACUUCCUGGGGUUUUGCUGUCCUCGGGGUGCCUACAGCCACGAAGGAGGUUUCCACAGUGCAGCGCGCAUACAGGUCCUUGAUGAGGAAGCUUCACCCGGACCGGGCGGGGCAGUCCGAAGACGUGGUCAAGGCCGUGGAGAAGGUCCGGGAGGCGAAGGAGGCCUGCGAGCGCGGCUUAUCGCGGCAGGAGCCGCCCGAGCCGCCGCGGCAGCUGCGCUCCGAAGCCUUGUGCAGCACGCCGGGGCGGCGAAGGUUUCAGCUCUGCUGGACGGCGCCGCCGGUACGCGAGUCUGCGUCCGUGCGCAGGUACAUUGUUGCAGCCCACGAUCCUGCGUACGGCAGGGCUUUAACCAUCACCGUCCUUGAGCCAGACUAUAGCCAGGAGCUGCGCAGCUUCGUGGCCAUCGAGAGCCUCACUUCCUACGUCAUCGCGGAAGAGGACCUGCAGAAGAUGCCAAAGCUGUGGACUGAGAAGAUGCUUCAGGUGCAGGUGGCUGCAGCCAACGAAGCUGGGCAGUCCAAGUGGACAAGCCUCAAGAUCCCGCUGACGGGCCCUGCCGCGGGCAUCGCCUCGGCGCCCUUGAGCCGUGAGGGCGCGCCGCGGAUGUCGCCGCCGUGUGGCGCGACCUGGGGUGCAGGCGGGGGCGCAGGUGGCAACGGCGCCUUCACCAGUGCCGCCACCAUGCGGAGGACGGCGAUCGGCGAUUCCAUGGUGCCAUGUGUUAUUGAGGCCUUUGCAGUCCCCGUGGUGAAGCUUAACAAUGGCGUGGAGAUGCCCGUCGUGGCCUUCGCAGCUGAGGUCUGGGAUGCCAAGACCUGCGAGGCUGCUACGAGCUCCGCCUUGACCGCCGGAUUUCGCUUCAUUUGGUCGUCCACCCUCGUGGGAGACGCCUGCCAAGCGGCGCAGCUGCGCGCGAUCCAGCGCAGCAACCUGAGCCGAGAAGAGCUCUUCGUGGCGGGUACGGUGAACGAUCCCAAGUGCAAAGGGCUGCAAAGCUGCUACCAGCAGACAAAGGAAGGUGCAGAGAAACAGUUUACACUUCUUGGGCAGAAGGUUUUGGAUAUGCUAAUGCUAGACUACCCGGCUGCCAACUGCAGCAGCAUUCAAGGCCAGUGGCGAGCGUUCGAGGAGCUCUAUACGGCAAAGCGAGUCCGCAGCAUCGCAGUAAGCAACUUCAAUCUGGAGCAACUGCAUUGCCUUGCGAACGCCAGCGUGGUGCCGACAGUGAAUCAGAUGCGCUUUGCGGUGGGUCAUGGUCAUGAUCCCGUGGUCUCGCAAGACAAAGCGCUCGGAAUCCAAGUGCAGGCAUACUCUCCUUUGGCCAAGGGCAAGCUGGCUCAGGACGCCUUGUGCGCUCGAAUCGGAAGCGUUCAUGGGAAGUCUGCCGUGCAGGUUGCUUUGAAGUGGAUUCUACAGCAUGGAGUGGCAGUCGCCACUCAGUCAACUAGUGCAGACCACCUUCGCAGUGACCUGGAGCUGUUCGACUUUGAGCUUUCUGAGCAGGAGAUGAAAGAGCGUAAGCUCCGAGGGUCUACUCGGCUGAGGGCUUUCCUGGAGCCUCUGAAGAAGGGCAUCUUGCAGGAAUGGCUGCGAUCCGUGAAUUGGUCUUCGCAAGGCUCCAAGCAGGACUUGGUGGAAAGAGUGAUAUUCAUUCGUGAGGCAAUGGUCAGUUGA
Molecule: messenger RNA, 3288 nt
Organism: Effrenium voratum
Lineage: Eukaryota; Dinophyceae; Suessiales; Symbiodiniaceae
Source: the annotation of a GenBank genome assembly